GGUUUAGUGAACAUGACGACGAACAUUGGCCUCAGCGAUACGUGCACUCCUUUCGAAGCAAGAAUCACGGCUCUAAUUGAGAGGUACAAUCGCCUAGAGAAGCGACUCGCCCAGGACAGGGAGCUGAUCGUGCUCCUGUGUCUGGAGAACGAUGUCGGACAGCUGCUUGAUCGGCUAGAGACAGGAUAUCCAUCCUACGGUCUCCGGACAGGUCAAAAGAUAGCCGAAUGCACGGAGUCUCCUCAAAAGCAUCCAGCACCAGUGUGCUAUGCUCUGCAUUCAACACCGAUGGAAAAGCAUCCUGAUGACUCUACAGCUCCGCCUGGGCCGCCACUUCCCGUACAGGAGACAUCUGUGAAGCCAGGCUACGGCUAGCAACCUGUGACACUCUCAGCACACAUGUACAUGUACAUUGUACAUUAUCCUGGAGUGAAUGUUCAGUAUGGUAUAUUUUAUUGUACAUUAUCCUGGAGUGAAUGUUCAGCAUGGUACAUUGUACGAGUUACAUGUACAAUGUGCAAGUACAAAGUCUUGUUCCUGUAUACAUGUACAUGUAUGUUCGCAGCUGAAACUUUUUAAACUUCAGUUUCUUUUCCCCUUGGCCCUUUUCCCUUUUUUGAAGACGAUUAUUAAGAUGUAUUUGUAGAUUAGUUCAGGUAUCCUUGCUGCAUCGCUAGAUUAUAGCUCACUUUAUCGGCCACAGAUCAAACGCACUGCAAGCCCCCUUCCCGCAAGCGCGUAAACACAGGCACACAUACACACAUACACACACACACACUCACACAUACACACACACACACUCACACAUACACACACACACAAUCACAUCCGCUCAUGCACAAACAUGUAGACAUUUGCUCACACAAACACACACACAUGCACGCAAACAGUCACCAUUUUUGCCUGCACAUUUUUGUGGAGUAAAUCUGGGUUAAAAAAACUCAAAAUGUUAACACAUGUUUCGGUACACGUAUCCCAAUUCAUAACAUUGUAGAACGA
This is a messenger RNA of Sycon ciliatum, 999 nucleotides long. RefSeq lists its product as uncharacterized. Bases 13 to 375 code for a protein of 120 amino acids. NCBI's taxonomy places the organism in Eukaryota, Metazoa, Porifera, Calcarea, Leucosolenida, Sycettidae. The record is from RefSeq and is a predicted model, not a curated record. The transcript has 2 exons.